ACUACUAAAACUAGUUCAACCAACUAAUCCCAUUCUCAACAUGAAGGUAUUUGUCUGCUUGCUGGCCACCUUGGCGCUGGCUAACGCUGGACAGCGUGGCGGCGGUGGUGGUGGCUAUCUGCCAGGAGGAGGACAUGGCGGUGGUGGCGGCCAUGGUGGCGGCGGCGGUGGUGGCUAUGGUGGCGGCCAUGGUGGCGGCGGCGGUGGUGGACGCGGCGGCUAUGGCGGUGGAGGAGGUGGAGGAGGUGGUGCUGGCGGCUGGAAGGGAGCAGGCGGUGGUGGUGGCGCUGGAGGCUAUGGCGGUGGUGGUGGCGGCGGAUACGGCGGCGGUGGCUACUCUGGUGGACAAUCCGGUGGCUACUCCGGAGGUUACUCAGGCGGCCAUUCUGGCGGAUAUUCGGGCGGCUACUCAGGAGGCCAUUCUGGUGGCUAUUCCGGCGGCCACUCAGCGCCCUCUAAGGUGAUCAUUGUCAAAGUCGUCAACCAGGGGGGUUCGGGCGGCUAUGGUGGUGAUUAUGGCGGCGGUUACUCCUCUGGCGGCUAUGGUGGUUCCCAAGGUGGUUACUCUUCCGGCGGCUGGAACCAGGGCUGGUAAAUAAAUGACCGCUAUCCAGUAAAAGCCUUCAAGCCAAGUUCAAACAGGGAGCCAAAA
This is a messenger RNA of Drosophila grimshawi, 652 nucleotides long. RefSeq names its product acanthoscurrin-2. The coding region runs from base 41 to 595 and encodes 184 amino acids. The record is from RefSeq and is a predicted model, not a curated record. The transcript has 4 exons. NCBI's taxonomy places the organism in Eukaryota, Metazoa, Arthropoda, Insecta, Diptera, Drosophilidae.